Saccoglossus kowalevskii is the source of this 600-nucleotide messenger RNA. RefSeq lists its product as uncharacterized. NCBI's taxonomy places the organism in Eukaryota, Metazoa, Hemichordata, Enteropneusta, Harrimaniidae. The record is from RefSeq and is a predicted model, not a curated record.
AUGGCGGCUUCCAUGGACAUGGAGUUUGUUAUGAAAACAAAGAUUGCUUUAGCACAUGUAAACGCAAACAGUCAUUCAUGUUACACAUAUUUAAGACCAAAGCAAGUUGAUUGUUUGAAGGCAUCCACUGAUAGUGAUUGUAUAGGCUUGUUGCCUACCGGUUAUGGAAAAUCACUGAUUUUUGAGUGCCUUCCCUACAUGUCAGCUUCACACAGUCCCAGGACAGUGAUCUUGAUCUCGCCAUUGAAUGCUAUUAUAGAAGAACAGUCUCGUAGACUCGGCGCAAGGUCAGUGCGGUUAAAUCCGGAGUUUGACUGUAGUUUGUCCAGUUUCAUUAGUUGUGAGUAUUUGUAUAUACUGUCUCACCCAGAACACAUAAUGACCAAUAAACUCUUCGCCGUAUUUCGUGGCGACAUUUGGCAACACAAGGUAUCUCAUAUUGUUGUUGACGAAGCACACUGUGUAGUACAAUGGGGAAGUGAUUUCCGUCCGGAAUAUCGAAAUCUGAAAGACCUAUGGCCACCGGUACGAAAAGAACACAGCAAGAAAUAUCAUCACAUCUUCUGCUUACCAAUCCUGUUAUUAUCGCUGCCAGCAUAG